Messenger RNA from Hypomesus transpacificus, 4039 nucleotides. RefSeq names its product cephalotoxin-like protein. The transcript is spliced from 2 exons. The record is from RefSeq and is a predicted model, not a curated record. The coding region runs from base 1678 to 3333 and encodes 551 amino acids. NCBI's taxonomy places the organism in Eukaryota, Metazoa, Chordata, Actinopteri, Osmeriformes, Osmeridae.
UCAUGAUAUCUUGGGACAUCUCAUGUGUUACACAUGAUAACUUGUGAUAACAGCCGACUUGAUGCGGCCGCCAUUUAGAAUUACUGAAACAGACUGCCCGAUACAGCCAAUCAUAAUGUGCCGUUAAGCCAGCAAACAGGAAGUUGGGUUGUAUCUCAACAAAUAUUUGAUGGAUUCACACCAAACUUUCUGCAUGUACUCGGAACCCUGUUAUGAGGAUGUUUUCUGUGGCAUUUGACUGCUUGGCCACCUCGGCUAAUGAAACUGCUUAGUGGCUAAUGAAACUGCUUAGUGGCUAGUAACUUUGGAAAACCACUAGCCACGGUGGCUGGUGAGCAAAAAUGUUCAUGUCAAGCACUGCAUGGCGCUCUCUGCGUCUGCAGCUCCACCUGUCAUUUAUUUUCCUUCCUGUAUUGUAAUGACAUGGUCUGUCAACAAAUUACAGUACAAGUGGUAAAAGUGUAAAUGUGAAUCUUGUCCAGUCUCUGGCAAUCAAACUCCUACAUACACUAAGGUGUAACCUACAAUUUACAAUAAUUGUCAUCAAAAAGUUAGCCAUAGUUUACAUCAGAACAUCCAUCCAGAGUACACUGUUAUAUUGACAACAUGACUAAGCAAUUUGACUGUCUGAUCCAUACACAAUGACACAAGGACUUGUCGUUCUGAUGGCACUGACAUGUUCAUUGACACAGAUAUUUACUUUUGAGAGAUGAAGUAAGGAUUUUGAGCAAGAGGCUUGCAGGAGUUUGAGCAAGAGGUUUGCAGGUUAUCCAUGGUGUUUUGCUAUUUGUACGAAUUGUUUUGAUCAUAAAACAUGGUCUCACUGUAUUUCUCUGUUAAGCAUUACAGUGCCAGCACAAACAUGAAUGUCAGAGUUUUUUGCUAAAUGAAGAAUAGUUGUUUGUUGUUAGUCAUUUGUAUUGCAGCCAAUAUGUUCACCGAAAUCAUUCAGUUUAAUAUAGAGAAAUACAGUGAGACUUUGAACUAUUUUAUUUGUUUAUCUUGACUCUUGUUUGAGCUCAAUGAGCAAAACAAUUAAAGGACAACAGCCUCUCCUGCCUCCUCUCUGGGACUCACACAGUUCAACAUUAAUAUCUACAGCCGGUAUCAGCUGCCAUCUGGGAGUUUAAAUACAGUCAAAGAUAUUUGUCUUUUCCAUGAAAUUCAAGCAUGUUAAUAAACGUUACAUGUCUGGCUCUUGAUGUGAUUCUUAUUUUCAAGAGUGGCCCUUAGUGAAGUUGAGAUUGACACCCCUGGUGUAAACUAAAUUAACCCACAGACCGUUAUCAGCAGUGUGUCAAAGAGAUCAAAAUAACUUUUCAGGGGACUUAAAACAAGAACUGUUUCUAACAUCGGGGGGUUAAAGAGAGACAGUUAGAGACAGACAGAGACAGAUGAAGUGCAGAGUUGUUUAUCAGCGGUGUGUCAGAGAGUUGUCUUUACAUGGCAAACUUCAGCGUCUGCAGCUCCACCUAUCAGGAGGUGGGGCCCAUCAGCUUCCUUUAAAAAUGACUGCUUCUGACCUGUCGGGUUAAAGAGAUCAGGAGCUUCCUCCCAGACUCAACAACCGCAGUCGUCAGAGACCGCCAUCACAUCCAGCAACCAUCCAGCCAGCUGACCAAUCACAGCAGGCAGACGUUUCUGGGCCAGCGUCCAGCUCUCCGAGCCUCUCCAGUCAUGGCGUCCCAUCGGCUGUCUGCCUCCAUGCUGUUGGCUUCAUUGAUCCUUCUCUACUGGACGACAUCCUCAGCUCAGUCACAUGAUCCCGCCUCCUCCGUCGUCUCACCAUCCGACAGGGUGAAGAGAGACCUGACUUUCGAAACCAGAGAAAAAGUGGAUAGAUCUUUAGCGGUGGCAAACAGCUUCCUCACUGUCGUCAAAGAAAGUUUUGAAUUGAUUGAAAAGAUUGAUACCAAAAAGUUGUCAGAUGUGAUGAAAAGUCUCGCCAACGUCGCCAGCUUGGCGCCCGGCAUCGGAGGUUUGGUUGCCUCUUUUGUCAACAUGGUCUUGGUCUUCAUCCCUCAGGAUGACCCAGUGCUGAUCGAGGUGCAGAAAGGGUUUGCUGAAGUAAACAGGAAGUUAGACUCUAUCUCCAUCCAGAUCUCGAACCUGGCAACAAACGUGGAAUGGUAUAACUACGCCAGCAUCUACUCUCAAGACGAGAUCCGCAUCCUCAACUCCUGGAAGAAGUUCAAUGAGUUUCUUUCGAACACUAACUCGGUACAAAGUGAUGAGGACAAACUCAGACUGGCAAAGGUAUUCGUCAAGUACUAUGAGAACACAGGAACUGAGGCCAGUGUGGCCAACCUCUACCAUUACCUGACGGUCAAAGACACAUUUCUCAGUGGAAACCUCAACGAACUGAUGAUAAAGAAGUUUAAAUGUGACGUUCAAGAGAUCGGCAGAUAUAACGUCUAUUUCAGUCGUUUACUUUGGCAAGGGAUGGUGCUGACCCAGUUCUACUGGAAACUGAUCGGUUUGGAUUCGUCAGGCAAAGAAGCCGAACACAGCCAGAUGUUCAAGAGUGUCAGCAGAGCUCAGAUAUCAGCUCUGGAUUACUGUCUGGACAACCACAUGCAGUAUGUGAAGGCAGAUGUGGUAGAGAUCAGCAAAGGACUCAGUGCUGACAACAUAAAAGCCAUUGCUGAUAAAGUUAAAAACGCUCUGGAUAACAAGUACAUCUGGUACAACUGGGUGGUGCUGGUGUACAACACAAACCAGGCUGAGAAUUACAUACUAUAUAACCUGAUUAAGAUUACAGAGGACACGAUCACCGUCGCUGUGGGAUACACUCUGAAAACAAAAACAAUUGAUGAAACACCUGUUAAAGAAACAGCCAAUGAUUGCUUUAAAGACAAAUCGUGUGAAAUUAAGGACAAAGUACAUGAGUGUAGGUAUACUUGGUCUCAUCCACAUGAUAAUGCGGGUACACAGUAUCAUUACACCUUUACUGAAUAUGCUAAAGCGACACAUGCUGCGUAUGGGGAAGACUUUGCUGUGGCUCCAGCACCCUUUCACCAACAUGACUGUUGGUGGGGUAGCUAUACAAGAAAGAUUUACAUCUAUUACUCCCAGACGUUGCCUGUCUGCCAAAGAGAAACAUGUAGCAACAAUGGAAAGUGCAAGGGGCUGAUGGACUCCAAUGAAUGGAUGUGUGACUGUUGGGAGGGUUACUAUGGUGAGAGAUGUGAAAAUAGAACCCCCAGUGACACCGCUACAGUGGUCGAUAUACAAGUUGUACCUGACAUCAGCACCAUUGACACCAGAAUAAAAAGUAUGGAGGUCAAACUCAAGGAGAUUCUCGACUUUAUCAAGCUCAAAUGUCGUGACUAGUAGGAGAUAUCUGCAGACCGCUGAUGGACGACAGGAAAAACGACUUCCAGCCAAUAGACAAACUAAACACAUAUCAACUGACUGAGCAUCUGAGAAUGGCACUGUGAAGGAAGAAACAAUGAACCAAGAACAAAUAUAAUCCACAGAUGAGGCUUGACGUAAUGAUCAUUAAGGCUUGGUAUUGUUACCAAAUAACCUUUGAAUUAUCGACCAAAAUAGAAGUUCAGAGUAAUAUAACUCAUUCAGUCAAACAAUUCAUGCAUUCAAUUAUUUUUUUACCCCAAUCUAUAGAAAAGUUGUUAUUUGUACGGUUUUGCCUGCAACCAUUCACCGCGAGCAGCGACACCCCAUAGCGUCUCAGCGCCGUGUAUUUAAUGGAAUUGGCGGUUUAGAUUUCAAAUGAAGUACUCUAUAUAAGGACUUCAAACAGUUAAACAGCAAUUUUUUACAAGGUUUUUAAAUGGUGGCUACAGUUUUUAGAUAUUUUAAAAGUGUUUUUAAAGUUUUGUUGAUAGGUGUUGAGGUCGACAUAGAAAUUAGUAUCUUCCUCCAGAUAAUCCACGGCAAAAAUAAAUUAUCCUCAAGCAUACAAUUCAUGAGUUAACAACUGAAAUGUGAAAGUAGUUGUUGUAGUGCCACAUGUGAUCAGUUGAUGUCGUGUUUAUUGUCUGAUGUUCAAUAAAUUUGUCUGUCUGUCAGAAAAUAA